Messenger RNA from Miniopterus natalensis, 1808 nucleotides. NCBI's taxonomy places the organism in Eukaryota, Metazoa, Chordata, Mammalia, Chiroptera, Miniopteridae. The record is from RefSeq and is a predicted model, not a curated record.
GGAAUUGAACCGUGAUCUCCUGGAUCCUAGGUUGAUGCUCAACCGCUGAGCCAUGCCUGGCCAGGCCACAAAAGUUUUUUAAUAAGCUAAUUUCCAUAAAACAUUUUGCAGUUCUUCCUUGGUAAUGUCCAUAUCCAGUAAGCACAGGAGGUACCUUAAGUUUGGAGAGUUAGGACUCUGCCACUAAACUUAUUUCUUGAAAAAAUAAACUAAUACAUUUGGAAUAAGUACCAGAAAGAUAGGUAAAAGCAGAGAAAUGUUUCAGAUUAAGACCUUAAUGUUUCUUCCUUCUUACUGUCUUUUCAGACAAAUGACCAUGGAAACAAUUGAAUCUCAGCAGGAUGGAAGUGUAACAGAUUCUGUGGCAGAGAGAGAAUCUGCACAUGUGCAGGCCCAGACUGGUCAAAAUUCAAUCCGUACUUUAGCUCAGGUAGCAACAAUCGCAGAGACAGAUGAGCCUACAGAAUCAGAAGGUGUAAUUGAUUCUCAUAAACGCAGAGAAAUCCUUUCACGAAGAUCCUCUUAUCGAAAAAUACUGAAUGAACUUUCCUCUGAUGUGCCUGGUGUUCCCAAGAUUGAAGAAGAAAAAUCAGAGGGAGAAGGAACGCCACCUAACAUCGCUACCAUGGCAGUACCUACUAGCAUAUAUCAGACUAGCACGGGGCAAUACAUUGCUAUAGCCCAAGGUGGAACAAUCCAGAUUUCUAACCCAGGAUCUGAUGGUGUUCAGGGACUACAGGCAUUAACAAUGACAAAUUCAGGAGCUCCUCCACCUGGUGCUGCAAUUGUACAGUAUGCAGCACAAUCAGCUGAUGGCACACAGCAGUUCUUUGUCCCAGGCAGCCAGGUGGUUGUUCAAGAUGAGGAAACUGAACUUGCCCCAAGUCACAUGGCUGCUGCCACUGGUGACAUGCCAACUUACCAGAUCCGAGCUCCUACUACUGCUUUGCCACAGGGAGUAGUUGUGGCUGCCUCACCAGGAAGUUUGCACAGCCCCCAGCAACUUGCAGAAGAAGCCACACGCAAACGAGAGCUGAGGCUAAUGAAAAACAGGGAAGCUGCUAAAGAAUGUCGACGUCGAAAGAAAGAAUAUGUAAAAUGUCUGGAGAGUCGAGUUGCAGUACUGGAAGUUCAGAACAAGAAGCUUAUAGAGGAACUUGAAACCUUGAAAGACAUUUGCUCUCCUAAAACAGAUUAGUAGAAAUAUUUAACUAUGAACUGAUUACAACAUGUACAGUUGCUUUUGAAGGCAAUACAAUAUGUAGCCGGCAAGAAUUAUGGCUUUUUCCUUUGUAUCAUUCAUCAUAUUCUCUAAUUUCUAACAUUCCUAAAAUGCUUCAUUGUACGUAGUUAACUUAGCUGUAACUUCAAUUUUUUAAAAGAGACAAACUGUAAAAAAUUGUAUUUAACAAAUUCUUAAAAUGCAAUAUUUGUAAGACUUGUUACAAUGCCACAUAUUUGCAGUCCCCAAUCUCUGUGUCCUGAAUAGUGUCCUAUGCAAUAAAAUUUUCUGCAGGUCUUUUAAAAAUUAUUUUAGGAAAGGAUGAUCAAAGGUAAUGCAUCCAGCAGUACAAUAAAAUAAACCGCAAAAAAUACCUCAGGAAAGAAUUGAAAGAAUCUAAUGAUAUGCCUUUAUGAAAAUAAUAGCCUAUAAAUGAAUUUAUGGCAUUUGCAGAUUUUUAUAUUAGUUUCUUUGUAAAGAAAAUACUGUGUUGCUGUCCUUGAAUGCCAUAGUUGGAGAAUGUUUUUAAUAGAACCAUGUUGGUUACACUUGUAGUGUUCGGUGGUCAUUUAACUAUCUGAACAUU